Striga hermonthica is the source of this 1482-nucleotide messenger RNA. The record is from the annotation of a GenBank genome assembly. NCBI's taxonomy places the organism in Eukaryota, Viridiplantae, Streptophyta, Magnoliopsida, Lamiales, Orobanchaceae.
AUGGAGAAUCUGAGUACCAUCUCCAACAAUUCAUGCUUCAGUUGGCCCAUCACUCGUCUCAACGCCGGCGAAAAAGCUCCAUGUUCACCGGCUAAGCUGAGGUUCCAAACUAAAUCUCUCCUGGUCGCCGUUAAAUCAGUAUUGAAAUCCGACUCGGCCAAUUUCUCUCCUGCUAACCAGCCUGGGGAUGAUGUUGUUCGGUUGGAGCCUGAUUAUGAACGCACACCUCGCAAUCGUCCUCUCCGAACCCCUCACAGCGGGUAUCAUUAUGAUGGAACCGCACGAAGAUUCUUCGAGGGGUGGUACUUUAAGGUCUCAAUCCCAGAAUGCAGGCAGAGUUUUUGCUUCAUGUACUCGGUGGAGAACCCGGCAUUUCCAAGAAAGUUGAGCAGGAUUGAGGAAGCACAGUAUGGGUCCAGGUUUACGGGAGUUGGAGCUCAAAUUCUAGGAGCUGAUGACAAAUACAUUUGCCAGUACAGUGAGGAGUCGUCGAAUUUUUGGGGAAACAGGGGAGAGCUGAUGCUAGGUAAUACUUUCGUGGGGCAAGCAAAUAUGAAGCCUCCUAAGAAAGAGAUUCCUCCACAGGAGUUCAACCGAAGAGUUUUAGAAGGUUUCCAGGUUACACCACUUUGGAAUCAGGGCUAUAUUCGCGAUGAUGGAAGAACGAAUUAUGCAGAGAUCGUGAAAACGGCACGCUGGGCGUACAACACACGCCCCGUUUAUGGAUGGGGAAACGUUGGGUCAAAGCAAAAUUCCACAGCAGGAUGGCUUGCUGCCUUCCCUGUCUUCGAGCCUCAUUGGCAAAUAUGCAUGGCAGGUGGACUUUCAACAGGUUGGAUUGAGUGGGGUGAUAAACGAUACGAGUUUAGAAAUGCUCCGUCAUAUUCUGAGAAGAACUGGGGUGGCGCCUUCCCGAGAAAGUGGUUCUGGGUGCAAUGUAAUGUAUUUGAGGGAGCUGAUGGAGAAGUUGCAUUGACUGCUGCUGGUGGACUGAGACAGCUGCCUGGAUUGUCCGAGACUUAUGAAAAUGCUGCACUAAUUGGAGUUCACUAUGGAGGGGUUUUCUAUGAGUUUGUACCAUGGAAUGGGUCAGUCAACUGGGAAAUUGCUCCAUGGGGACAUUGGUGCAUUUCUGCAGAGAACGAAGAGCACACGGUGGAACUAGAAGCAAAAACAAAAGAUCCUGGGACCACAUUACGUGCUCCCACCUCAGAGGCUGGCCUUGCUCCUGCUUGUAAAGACACUUGUUUUGCGGACCUUAGACUCCGGAUAUUUGAACGGCGUCAUGAUGGAACUGAAGGAAAGGUUAUAUUGGAUGUUACAAGUAACAUGGCGGCAGUAGAAGUAGGGGGAGGGCCGUGGUUCACAGCAUGGAAAGGCAAGACGUCAACACCAGAGGUUAUCAGUCGUGUUGUUGGGCUGCCUGUUGAUGUUGAAGGUCUAUUCGACUUUGCUCCUUUCCUUAAACCCCCUGGCUUGUAG